GCCCGUGCGGGAGGUGGGACCGGGAGGCGGUUCGGGUGCCACGCCUCGUGCCAUACCCUCCUUGCUCGCUUCUGGGUGGCCUUUAAUGUAUUGUGUUCUAAGGUGUGCUGAGGGGAAAGACGCCGGAGGUCUCUAGCCUGACACUAUGGAGGAAGAGAGAAGCUACAAUUUCGACGGUGUGAGCACCAACCGCCUGAAACAGCAGUUGCUGGAAGAAAUCCGCAAGAAGUAGUGAAUGGAAAACCCGUUAUGAGACACAACUUGAAUUAAAUGAUCAACUAGAAAAGCAAAUUGUUUAUCUCAAGGAGAAGAUGGAAAAAAUCCGUGGAAACUCUUCAGAUAGACUAUCUUCUAUUCGUGUCUAUGAACGAAUGCCAGUGGAAUCCUUAAACACAUUACUUAAACAGCUAGAAAAAGAAAAGAGGACUCUUGAAAGUCAAGUGAAAUACUAUGCACUUAAACUGGAACAAGAAUCAAAGGCUUACCAGAAGAUCAACAAUGAAUGCCGUACAUACCUAGCUGAAAUGUCUCAGGGUUCUGGUUUACAUCAAGUUUCUAAAAGGCAACAGAUGGAUCAGCUGCCUAGGAUGCAAGAGAAUCUAGUGAAAACUGGAAGAUAUAAUCCAGCUAAGCAGAAGACAGUGAGUGCCAAGAAAGGACCAGUAAAAAAGAUUACAAGAUCAAACCAUCUUCCAGAACUCCAUCUAUGAUUCCAGAACUGGGUGGAUUUCUAUUUCUUCCUUUUUCCAUUUAUAAUAUUCAACUUAUGAAGUUAAUGGUCAGCUCAUUUCUUCAGGGAAUAAAAUAAAUAAGAACUGCCAAAUUUUUCUUUAGCUCCUUUUCCAGAUGUGUGUUCCUUUGUUUGCAAAAAAGUAAUCUUCUCCAGUGACCCUAAACUAUGAAGUGCUUGAGAGUUUUAAAAUAUCCUAGGGAAUCUGAAGGCUGGCAUCGUUACACUUGCUUUUAAUGAUACACCCAUGAUCUGCUCUGAUAGAAACAUUGCUAUUCUAUUUGGUUUCUAGUUGACUGUCAGCAAAAAGUGUGUAUUCAUAAAACCCUUUUGCCAUUUUGGGCUGGAUCUUGCUCAGUUUUUUAAAUUGCAGGUUUAAACAAAG
Messenger RNA from Piliocolobus tephrosceles (Ugandan red Colobus), 1115 nucleotides. RefSeq names its product coiled-coil domain containing 169 (gene CCDC169). The record is from RefSeq and is a predicted model, not a curated record. Lineage: Eukaryota; Metazoa; Chordata; Mammalia; Primates; Cercopithecidae. The transcript has 7 exons. The coding region runs from base 312 to 710 and encodes 132 amino acids.